UCGUGAACUGACGUCAGCACAGAGCUCUGGCUUGCGGGACACUUGUGUGUGUCCGUCUCUCCAUGACUGUGAUCUGAAGACAUUGCGAACACAAACACACAAACUGUGUUUAGCUCCACGGCUCCUACAGCAGCAUCAUGGCGUCUGGAGGCCCUGUGAUAAACGGCGACAUCGCUCGCUCUCCCAGUCAGUCGGGCCCGCUGGAGGACACGCUGCUGCAGAUGAACAUCCUCAUCCAGGAGAACCGAGACCUGAAAGAGGCCCUGCGUCAGACCAACGUGAUGAUGAAGGAGCGCUUCGAGGGUCUCACCGUGUGGCGGGAGAAGCAGCGGGAGGAGCGGAACUUCCUGCAGACCAAGCUGGAGGAGGCUCAAGGCCGCAUCGAGGAGCUGACCCACGACAACCAGGAGCUGAGCAGGAGGCUGGAGGUGGUGGGGAGAGCAGGAGGAGGAGCUCCAGGAGGGAGUCAGGCAACAUCGUCCAAACAGAGUGCGGAGGUGGAGGCCCUGCGUGCCCAUGUUGCUCGCCUGCAGGCGGAGAAGAACGACCUGGUGGCCAUGAACUCUGAGCUGCAGCUGAAGGCGGACGAGGACUCGCAGGACGACUCCUUCAUCGAGAUCAUCAGGGUCUCGGAUGGAGGCGUUGAUGGCGUGAACAACGUGUGCGGCACAGAGCGAAGCACACGUCUGGACAUGAGCAUGACGGCGUCCCGGCUGGACAGCACCAAGGAGGAGACGGUGAGCCAGCUGCUGCAGCUGCUGAGGAACGAGACCCAGCGAGCCGAUCAGCUGAAGACAGAGCUGCAGGCUUCUACCGCCAGAGUUAUAGAGCUGAGGGAGAGGAAGAGUAUUGAAGACGAAUCCACACAGACAACACAGCCAGAAAUCACAGUGACCAAAGAGGAUUCUGGGAUGGAAGAGAAGACACCAUCUGAGGUGGAGAAUCUCAAGUCUCAGACUAUGACGCUGUUCAAAGAGCUGCAGCAUGCCCAGAGCAAGCUGGACGAAGCAGAAGGCAUGAAGAAGAACCUGCAGGACAGAUACCGGGAGGUGGAGCAGGACGUGGCGACUCUGAGGGCUCAGCUGGUGGAGAAACAGGUGGUUCAGUCGGAGAACGACCGGCUGAAGCUGCAGCUGGACAGCAUGCAGGCCCAGAGCCUGAUGGAGCAGAAGAAGGCCGGGGAGGAGAGAAACACAUUAGGCCAGCUGAAGGACGCCUAUACCAAACUGUUUGAAGACUACAAUGAGCUCAUAGAGGAGGAGAAGAAGAAGAAGAGAGAGUCUCAGCUCGUGAAGAAGGAUUUUGUGGACGAGCUGCAGGUUCGACUGACUGCAGCAGAAGAAGCUCUGGCAGUAAAACAGAGCAAGAUUGAUGACAUGAAGCAGGAGAUUUUCAUGAAGGAGUCGGAGCUGGAUACCAUAUCUGUGUUCCAGGCGCAGGCCGAGGUCUACUCCUCGGACUUCUACGCUGAGCGAGCUGCGAGGGAGAAACUCCACGAAGAGAGGGAGCGUCUGGCUGCCCAGCUGGAGUUUGUGAAGAAGCAGAACUCGCAGCUGCAGGAGGAGAUGGAGUCACUGGGCCGGCACUCACUGAACGAGAUGCAGAGGAGACAUGUGUCUGCGGGAGGAAAUCAACGUGGAGCCGGCCCAUCCCUGGUUGGAAGAGGUACGGACUGGCAGCAGGGGAACAUUCCCGAACACGCGUGUCCCAAGUGCAAUGAGAUCCUGCCAGACCUGGACUCCCUGCAGUGUCACAUCAUGGACUGCAUCAACUAGACCCCCCCGUCAUCAUCAGUAUCGAUGACAACAGCAGCAGCAUUAGCACCUUUAUCUGAGUCUUCCUCUGCUUUGACAUGUACCUCUUCUCUGGUCCCUGUGAUAGCUCUUCACAUGCCCUGUAAGAUCAGUAAUAUUCACUGUAGGAUAGGGACACUUACCGCAAUACAAGUCAAUGGUUCCCAAAGCUGUUUCAAGGGUUAUAGCACAGGAAAUUGUUUAAAAAAGCUGGCGUCUCAAGUUUGAAAAUGCUGAAAACAUUCAGAAUAGUACAUAAAUAAUACUGUGGGACUCGUCCUCUUGUAGGUUUUGUGUCUAUGCUGUUUGUUUGUUGCUAUGAAAACAAGCUGAAGGGGAAAUUCUUCGAGGCAUAAGAAAUCUGGAACAUCCAAACGGAAACUGUAUGAACCCUUUGACAAUAUUUAAGUGUGGUGUUACCUUCCGGCCGAGCACUCAUUAACGAAUCAACCAAAGCUGAGAAUUUAUAAUUUGUAUUUGUGUACCAAGUUGAUUGCUUAAGGCAAUUUCUUUAUUUAAAAAAUGUUUCUUUGUCAAAUUAUAAUUAAAUUCUUUCUUUCUUUUUUAGCCUGAGAAGGAGAUUUUGGGCUCAUAGCUGUUAUUUUUGGUGUUGGUGUAAAAAGGAGAAUUCGCCAUGUAGACAUUUUAUUAUGAGGAUAUAUUUUAUUCUGCCUCUGCAGAUGAUAUCUGGGAAUUAGAACACACUAUACCUAAUUUGUUAAUCAACCUAUGACUUUCAGCAGCAGCCUUUGUAUGAUACGUCCAGGAGGCCUCAACACCAUGUUGGUUCUGUGCUCUGUCCAUUAUAAAGGCUUGCUGAAUCUAUGUUGUAGUUCUGUGAAUAUAACAAAUAAAGUGAUUUCCAAAC
Limanda limanda (common dab) is the source of this 2661-nucleotide messenger RNA. It is a transcript of the gene optn, whose product is annotated as optineurin. Gene Ontology annotation, molecular function: K63-linked polyubiquitin modification-dependent protein binding. NCBI's taxonomy places the organism in Eukaryota, Metazoa, Chordata, Actinopteri, Pleuronectiformes, Pleuronectidae. Bases 138 to 1775 code for a protein of 545 amino acids. The record is from RefSeq and is a predicted model, not a curated record. Gene Ontology annotation, biological process: regulation of canonical NF-kappaB signal transduction; protein localization to Golgi apparatus; Golgi ribbon formation. Gene Ontology annotation, cellular component: Golgi apparatus; cytoplasm; nucleus. The transcript is spliced from 13 exons.